CUGCUGUCGCGCGCCGUCUAAAGUUGUAUGUAGGCUAAACGUUUACUGUGAAACGCAAAUAUUGCUGGGCGAAGUGACUGCAAAACCUUCCAGCUCUACUCGUUGGCGUAUCGGGCCAGUCUUGACGAGUUUGCAUCUCUGCGGUCAGGUUCCCUUGCAGAAGAAAUGCACGAUGCUCUCGCAGAGCCUGAAAACUCCGACUACGAUGAGGGAAAGAGCACCUACCCAUGGAUGAAGAAUCAAAUGGAAGCCGACUACCCAGGAGACGAUGCCGGCUUUGAGACCCAAGCCUACAACAACACCGUCUGCAAGACGCCACACCUGGAUGUGCUGGCCGGACGCAGUGUGAUCUUCCGCCAUGCCUUCACGUCGGUCAGCAGCUGCUCGCCCAGCCGCUCGGCCAUCCUGACAGGCCUUCCUCAGCACCAGAAUGGCAUGUAUGGCCUGGAAAACUCGGUGCACCACUUUGUGUCGUUUGCUGGUGUGCGCAGCCUACCAACCAUCCUCAAGCAGAGCGGAAUAAGAACAGGCAUUAUCGGCAAGAAGCACGUCGGGCCAGAGUCUGUCUACCAGUUUGACUACUCCAAGACUGAGCUCGACGGCUUCUCAAUCCUGCAAGUCGGACGGAACAUCACGCACAUGAAGCAGUUUGCUCAUGAGUUCCUGAGUAGUAACGAUUCAGGUCCCUUUUUCCUCUACAUCGGUUUCCACGAUCCGCACCGCUGUGGCCACACCCAUCCCCAGUACGGCCAGUUCUGUGAAAAGUUUGGCAACGGCGCUCCGGGAAUGGGCCGGAUUCCCGAUUGGGAGCCCACAACCUAUGACCCAGGCGAGGUCAUUGUGCCCGGCUUCGUACAAGACACGCCAGCCGCGAGAGGGGACCUGGCAGCUCAGUACACGACAAUAAGCAGACUUGAUCAAGGUAUCGGUUUGAUCCUGAAGGAGCUAGAGUCAGCGGGCCACAAGGAUGACACCUUGGUCUUCUACACCUCCGAUAACGGAAUUCCCUUCCCCAACGGCCGGACAAACCUCUACGACUCAGGCAUGGCCGAGCCCCUGCUGGUGUCUUCCCCACUCCACCGGGAGCGUUGGGGGCAGGAGAGCGAGGCCCUGGUCUCCACGUUGGACCUCGUGCCAACUAUCCUGGACUGGUUCGGCAUCUCAUACCCGGACUACCAUCUCAACAGGCAGCCCGUGCGACCGACUGGCCGGUCCCUCCUCCCGAUCCUAGCCCAAGAGCCCGUAACGGAGUGGGACACGGUCUAUGCCAGCCACAACCUGCACGAGGUCACCAUGUACUACCCGAUGCGCGUGGUGCGCAAUCGCCAGUACAAGCUGAUCCACAACAUGAACAAUCUGGCGCCCUUCAACAUUGACCAGGAUUUCUACAUCUCGUCCACAUUUCAGGAUCUACUCAGCCGAACAAGGUCUGGAGAGCCCACUCACUGGUUCAAAACCCUGAAGGACUACUACUACCGCCCUCAGUGGGAGCUGUUUGACCACCGCGCCGAUCCGCUGGAGACCACUAACCUAGCUAAGGACAAGAGGUUCGCGUCUGUCUUGCGCGACCUCCGGGAGCAGGUGCUCCGCUGGCAGAACGUCACCAACGACCCCUGGAUCUGUGCUCCCUGGGGCGUGCUGGAGAACGCAGGACUAUACAAGCAAAACCCCACCUGUAUGCCCAUGGACAAUGGGUUGUAGAUCUUUGAGUCGCUAUAUGGGCCUGGCGACCAUUGACCAAUCCAUAUCCAUACAGGUCCAAACACUGUCACCAGACUUUGGCAGAUUCUCCCUUUCCUUCCAAAUAAUGCCCAAUGACAACAUGAAAAGCAGAAAUAAUCAUGUAUUUCUCUGCACUUUGGUUCUCAUUGAUUUCAUGAUAACAAAAAAAUAAUUGAGCCAGGUUUGGAGUCUUCAAGUGCCUUGACGAGGGUCUCCUUGUACAACGAAAUUGAUAUGAAGUGCAGAAUAUGAUUGGCGUGUCUUGUGAUUUUAAAAGCUUGAGCUCUAAAAACUGUAAUCCUUCAUUGUACUCAAGUGUCAAGACGUGUAUGAAAGGCCAUUUUUAUACAUUUUUCACUCUCUUUUCAGUUCAGCCGAUUGUACAUUAGAUAAAUCUAACCUUUUUAUAAUUUUGCAAAUACCAAUGUUCGGUUUGUAAGUGUACAGAGAUUUGUUUUUAUUUUAUUAUUUAAUUUUGAAAAAAUAAAAGCACUUGAAAUUACCCACCCUUUCAUCGUGAAAGCUUUGCCCGACACUUCCCUGAAUAAAAAAGUAAUACCGAAAGUAA
Molecule: messenger RNA, 2290 nt
Organism: Acanthaster planci (crown-of-thorns starfish)
Lineage: Eukaryota; Metazoa; Echinodermata; Asteroidea; Valvatida; Acanthasteridae
Gene: sgsh
Product: N-sulfoglucosamine sulfohydrolase
Biological process (GO): heparan sulfate proteoglycan catabolic process; glycosaminoglycan catabolic process
Molecular function (GO): N-sulfoglucosamine sulfohydrolase activity
Source: RefSeq, a predicted model, not a curated record